AUGGCCGUGAAAAACUAUACCAUGGUGACUGAAUUCAUCCUUCUUGGACUAACAGAUCAGCUGGAUCUUCAAGUCCCACUCUUUGUCUUAUUUCUGGUGAUCUAUGUUCUGACAUUGGCUGGUAAUAUGGGAAUGAUUAUAUUGAUCAGGAUCAGUCCCCAGCUCCAUACUCCCAUGUACUUCUUUCUCAGCAAUCUGUCUGUGGUUGAUCUCUGCUAUUCUUCCAUCUUUGCUCCAAGGCUGCUGAUGAAUUUAGCUCAGUAUAAAACAAUUUCUUAUGCUGGAUGCAUCACCCAACACUGUCUUUUUGUAGUAUUUGUGACUACUGAAGGGUUCCUGCUUGCUGCAAUGGCAUAUGACCGCUAUGUAGCCAUUUGUAACCCAUUGCUCUAUACUGCUGUUAUGACCAAAAGCGUUUGCAUUCAUCUAGUAUCCGGGUCAUAUUUAGGGGGGUUAUUGAAUUCACUCACACAGACAUCUGGUUUACUGACAUUGUCAUUCUGUGUUCCUAGUAUAAUUAACCACUUUUUUUGUGAUACACCAGCUAUGCUGCAAGUCGCAUGCUCUGAUACCCACAUUAAUGAACUUUUAUUGGUCAUUUUUUCUGGUGUAAUUGCUCUUUCUACAUUACUGAUCAUCAUCAUCUCCUAUCUAUGCAUCCUUACCACAAUCAUAAAGAUCCGUUCUUCUGAGAGCAGAUACAAAGCCUUCUCAACCUGUGCCUCCCACCUAACUGCUGUAACCUUGUUCUAUGGACCAGUAAGUUUAAGUCAUUUGCAGCCCAGUUCCAUGUAUUCUCAGGAGCAAGAAAAAGUCUCAGCUGUGUUCUAUACCCUGGUAGUCCCUAUGCUGAACCCAUUGAUUUACAGCUUAAGGAACAAAGAAGUAAAGGAUGCCUUAAAGAAAGCAAUCAACUGUUAA
Eublepharis macularius is the source of this 921-nucleotide messenger RNA. RefSeq names its product olfactory receptor 1052-like. NCBI's taxonomy places the organism in Eukaryota, Metazoa, Chordata, Lepidosauria, Squamata, Eublepharidae. Gene Ontology annotation, biological process: G protein-coupled receptor signaling pathway; sensory perception of smell. The transcript has a single exon. Gene Ontology annotation, molecular function: olfactory receptor activity; odorant binding; G protein-coupled receptor activity. The record is from RefSeq and is a predicted model, not a curated record. Gene Ontology annotation, cellular component: membrane. The coding region runs from base 1 to 921 and encodes 306 amino acids.